AUGUCCCAUUUACAAACUCUCUCGUCAUUACGACAAAAGUUUGGUUUCAAAGCACCAGAGGUUGCAGUAGAUCAUUUGAUUAUUGGUGGUGGUGUGAUAGGAUUAGCAAUAGGACAUUACCUCACUAGAUCAUUUCCGAAUAAAUCUAGUUAUUUACUUGAGCGUCAUAGUCAAGUAGGGCAAGAAACAAGCUCACGAAAUAGUGAGGUGAUUCAUGCGGGAUUAUAUUAUCCAUUAGAUUCUUUAAAAACAAGUUUAUGUUUAAGAGGUAGAAAACUUUUAUAUGAUUUUUGUCAUUCUCAUUCGAUUCCAUAUCAAAAACUUGGAAAAUUGAUCAUUUCGAAAUCAAAGUUUGAAGAAGAAUACCUAAAAUCACUUUACACUAAAUCUCAACACAUCAACAAUAAUCAAGUUUUACAACGUCAAGUUUAUUUUAAUGAUCUCUCUGGAACCCAUCAUUUACCAAUACUACCGAUUAAACUGUUGAACCGAUCUGAAGUUUUAGAUUUAGAACCUGAUCUUACUCAUCAACUUGGAAAUUGUUUACUUAGUCCUGAAACUGGAAUCAUAGACUCACAUUCUUUAAUGAGUACAUUGGAAAACCUAAUUGAUCAAUGUGAUAAUGGAGCAAUCGUGUUAAAUACAAGUGUGGUUAGAAUUGAUAAAGCGAAAUCUAAUUCAGGUUGGAUCGUUCAAACUAAAACAACGAAUCCACAAGGUAUGGAUGAAAUUAAUAGCGUGUUAGCAAGAUGUGUGAUUAAUUGUGCUGGAUUAAAUGCUCAUAAUCAUUAUAAUCAAAUACUCAAGGAUCAAUCUAAUCAAUUGCGUUUAAGUUUUUGUAAAGGAAAUUAUUAUUCAUAUACAUCAAAAAUAGGUGUAGGUUCAAUAAACCAUUUAAUAUAUCCAACCCCAAGUUUUAAUCCCAAUGGAAAAACUUUUGCAGGUUUAGGUACUCAUUUAACAUUAGAUUUGAAUCAUAAAAUCAAAUUUGGACCAGAUGUAGAAUGGUUAGAAACUCCAACUGAUGUUAUGAAUUCAACUGAUGGAAGUCAAAGUGUUGAAGAAAUUCAAGAUUUUUGGGUAUCAAAUCUUUCACCUAAUUGUAAUAGAUUAGAAGAAGUUUUUCAUUCGGUUAAAUCUUAUUUACCCAAGGUCGAAUUAGAUCAUUUUACUCCUGAUUAUUCAGGUAUAAGACCUAAAUUAAAGGGACUCAAUGAAACCCAAAACCAAAUCAAUCGAUCAAUUUUAAAGAUCGAAAAUCAAAAACAAGAUUUAUUAGAAGACUUUUUGAUAAAUCAAAGUGAUUCUGGAUUUUAUAAUUUGUUAGGGAUCGAAUCACCUGGUUUAACUUCUUCUUUGUCUAUUGCCGAAUAUCUGACUAAAUCGAUUCAAAAGGAUUUUUGGGGAUUAGAUUUUAGAAAGAAAGGGAAUUCGAGAGUUAGUGAAAUUGGUGAAAUCGAUGCUUGGGGAUAA
Molecule: messenger RNA, 1473 nt
Organism: Melampsora larici-populina 98AG31
Lineage: Eukaryota; Fungi; Basidiomycota; Pucciniomycetes; Pucciniales; Melampsoraceae
Exons: 7
Coding region: 1-1473 (490 amino acids)
Cellular component (GO): mitochondrion
Molecular function (GO): (S)-2-hydroxy-acid oxidase activity; (S)-2-hydroxyglutarate dehydrogenase activity
Source: RefSeq, a predicted model, not a curated record